GACCACGGCGCCUUGACCUACCAGGAGAGCAAGGUCUUCUCCGGCGAGGUGCACCUGUGUAAUGUCUACGUGCAUGAGAAGAGGGCGGUCGUAACUUUCGAGGUCUAUGGCCUGGACUCCCAGGACACGCUGCAGCUCGCGUAUCCGACGGCGGAGUUUGACGCGCUCUUCCGCUUCAACGCGGAGCUGAUGAACCCCAACCGGAAAGAGGGUCGAUACCAUUGGGUUAUUGCGCGGUUGGAGAUCGUGGUCGUUGGGAAGGAUCGACAGCAAGCUGCAGGUCGCCGCGAAGCCCACCGAGGAGGUGGCGCAGGUCCCGCAGUACGAGACCCAGCGGAAGAUACCAACAGGACGGGGCGCAUGGACCUGAAGGAGCGGCAGAGGCUCCGGGAGCAGAUGGACAUGCUCGAGAUCAGGCGCGCGGAGAACAUCCAGAAGAAGCGCCAGGCCAACAAGGAGACCCCGGUUCCUGCAGAAGAUCUUCCUGAUGAAGGAGGAGGACGGGACGCAAGGAAGAAGCGGGCCGUGCAGGAGAAGAUCGAGCGCGAGCAGGCUAUGAGGUUCGAGCAGAAAGCGCAGAAGGAAAUGGAGGAGGCCGAGGAGAGUUCCGGCGUAUGGAGGAGCGCAAGUCGAAGCGGACCGUCGCGGUGGAGGUGA
Prorocentrum cordatum is the source of this 657-nucleotide messenger RNA. The record is from the annotation of a GenBank genome assembly. NCBI's taxonomy places the organism in Eukaryota, Dinophyceae, Prorocentrales, Prorocentraceae.